This is a messenger RNA of Hyaloscypha bicolor E, 315 nucleotides long. RefSeq lists its product as uncharacterized. Lineage: Eukaryota; Fungi; Ascomycota; Leotiomycetes; Helotiales; Hyaloscyphaceae. The record is from RefSeq and is a predicted model, not a curated record. The transcript is spliced from 2 exons. The coding region runs from base 1 to 315 and encodes 104 amino acids.
AUGGAGCAUAUACUGAAUGGUGGAGCUAGCGCUGUUCGACAGGCCCCUUCUACGACAUGUCUCGGAUGCUACGAAGAGACGACAACGGGUCCUCGCACUCUGGCAGGUGCUGCUUUCUUCAACUAUACUGCGGUGACCCCAGAGAUGUGUGGAGCUCCCUCCUCAGCUUAUGUCUACUAUGGUAUUGUGUGCGGUGGAGAAUGCUACUGUGGCAACAUCAUCGCCCCAGCAGCAAAUGGAGCUAUCAUCGCCCCCAGCCCUGCCGAUUGCUCGAUGCCCUGUCCCGGAAACGCUGCAGAGGAGAAAACAGAAUGA